Fusarium keratoplasticum is the source of this 521-nucleotide messenger RNA. Its product is annotated as SBDS domain-containing protein. NCBI's taxonomy places the organism in Eukaryota, Fungi, Ascomycota, Sordariomycetes, Hypocreales, Nectriaceae. Bases 177 to 521 code for a protein of 114 amino acids. The transcript is spliced from 3 exons. The record is from RefSeq and is a predicted model, not a curated record.
AUUCUCCCUCAUCUUUCUUCUUCUUCUCUCCUUCUCUUCAUCAUCAUCACGAUUUCUACACUCUUCAUUACCAACAACAACAAUACCCAAUCACCACUAGCGAUCUCAUCCUUCCGUCACGCGACAUCCUACCUUUCCAAUCACCAAAGCAAACCACAUACAUCCAUUCAAUCACAAUGGCUCGCGGCGAGACUCAGCAGACCAAGGUCUACCUCAAGGGCAGCAGCGAGGAGUUCCUCAUCUUCAUUGAUGACGUCGAGACCUACAAGAAGUGGAAGAGCGACAAGAGCGUGCCUCUGGCGCACUUCAUCUCCUCAUUCAAGAUCUUCCUGACCCAUGGCCAAGGACUGCAGGGAACCUACGACACCGCCUCCAAGGCGGCUCUUGAGAACGAGUUCGGCACUUCUGUUGAUGACGAGGUCAUCAAGCAAAUCCUAGAGAAUGGCGAGACCCAGACCUCAGAGAUGCCCGAGCGUCAAGGUACCAAGAACGACUCCAAGGGUCCCAUGGUUGCCCACUAG